UAGCCAGGAAAGGCCUAACCAUUUUAUAUUUCCUAUAGUUUUGAAGUCGAGCCCAGUAGUUGUUAGGCCUUAUGGGACAGAAAUGGUGCAUUCCCAGAUAGAAAGUUCUGGUUUCGGGAAAUACCCAGUUGUGGAAACUGCUCUUUUGGACGCAUACUCAAGGUUUUCAGCGGAUAUUCAGAUUGCCCGGAAGCUGUUUGAUGGAAUGUCUGAAAGAACUGUUGUCACGUGGACUGCUAUGAUCUCGGGCUAUACUAGAGUUGGACAGAUUGGGAAUGCGAUUUUGUUGUUUGAAGAAAUGUCUGAGUGUGAAAGAGAUCCGCCAUUUUGGAAUUCUAUUAUUGCAGGGUGCACGCAGAAUGGGUUGUUUUCAGAGGCUAUUUCAUUCUUUAGGAGGAUGGUUCUGGAGGAAAACAUGAGUAGAAGGAAUAGGCCUGAUCAGGUUACAGUUUUGUGUGCACUUUCGGCAUGUGGGCAUAGUGGAUUGCUACAGCUUGGGAAAUCUAUUCAUGGUUAUGUGUAUAGGAAUAGUCUAAGUUUGAAUAAGUUCGUUUCCAAUGCCUUGGUUGAUGUGUAUGGGAAAUGUGGGAGCUUGAAAGAGGCAAGGAGAGUUUUUGAUCAGACUCAGAAUCCAACUUUAACAUCUUGGAAUUCUAUGAUAAAUUGUUAUGCUCUGCAUGGUAAAAGUGAGAGUGCUAUUAGUGUUUUUGAGGAGAUGUUGGAGUGUGCGGAUCAAGUAGAACCAGAUGGAGUGACUUUUGUUGGGCUAUUAAAUGCUUGUACUCAUGUAGGAUUGGUUGAACAAGGGCGUCAUUAUUAUGACAUGAUGGUUCAAAGGUAUGGAAUUGAACCUAAAAUUGAGCACUAUGGUUGUUUAAUUGAUCUUCUUGGACGAGCUGGUCAAUUUGAUGAAGCUUUCAAAGUUAUAUCUGGAAUGAAGAUUGUGCCUGAUGAGGUUGUCUGGGGUUCUUUGCUCAAUGGAUGUAAGAUUCAUGGGCGACCUGAUUUGGCUGAAUUUGCUGUGAAGAAGUUGAUUGAGAUUGAUCCCAAUAAUGGUGGUUAUGUCGCAAUGUUGGCAACCUUAUAUGGGGCAAUGGGCAAGUGGGAUGAGGCCCGAGAGUUGAGGAAGAUGCUUAUGGAGCAAAAUGCCUAUAAGACACCUGGUUGCAGUUGGAUUGAGCUUGAUAAUCAAGUUCACCAAUUCUAUAGUGUUGAUAAAUCACAUCCUAGAACAGAGGAGAUUUAUGCAGUUUUGCAAUGUCUGGCGGAUUCAUACUGACAAUGAACAUUCAGGCCUUCUGCUGAUGUAGUUUAGACGGGGGUUGUUUGCUGCUCCUAAUUUCCAUUCUUUCAUCUCUGCACAAUAAUACACUGCCAGUCAAUCUUUCACGAUGUAGCAGGCCGCAGGCCUUGCUGCACUUAGCCGUUGCAACUAUUUCUUUGACAGUUCUCUGAUGUUGGAAUUAAUCUGUCUGAUGUAGCAUUUGAAUUUGUAACAUUUGAAUUUGUAACUGAUGUAACAUUGGAAUUAAUCUGUCUGGACAAUAAUACAACCUCAAUUUACAUGAAA
Molecule: messenger RNA, 1570 nt
Organism: Coffea eugenioides
Lineage: Eukaryota; Viridiplantae; Streptophyta; Magnoliopsida; Gentianales; Rubiaceae
Product: pentatricopeptide repeat-containing protein At1g33350
Exons: 2
Coding region: 83-1279 (398 amino acids)
Biological process (GO): RNA modification
Molecular function (GO): protein binding; RNA binding
Source: RefSeq, a predicted model, not a curated record